UCAGGCUUUAGCAGCAGCAGCAGCAGCGGCGAGGCGGAGGCGCAACAAGCUCCGGGGCACAAACAAGACUUGAGACGACCUCACCGAGAGCUCUGCGGAGUUAGCAGUGAAACCUGACGGUGGACCCGGGAUUGCGGUGAUGGCGUGGUCGCAUGUGCAGCCUGCACUGUUUGUGUGGAGAUGGUUUUAACAGAUGCUGUUCUGGAGGACUCAGGAACAUUGCACUGGCCUGGAGAAACCUCAUAAUCGCAACACAACACACUGAAACACAAAAGGAUAAAAAUAUAUAUACAUCACUGCUGUGCAGUGAAGAAAAAAAAAAAAGACAGGUGUGUGGACAUACAGCAUAAGCUUCACUUAAAGGAUACACAUAUCUGCACCUCCUGUGCUCGUUCAUCUUUUUACUCAAACACUACAGGCAUCCAAGGUCCUCUCCUACGAGAGCGUGUGAAAUUUAUUUCUUCCUGUCAGCCCAGUCUUCACCGCCACCAUGCCGAGCACCAUCCGCCGACAGAUGAAAAACAUGGUUAACAACUACUCUGAAGCAGAGAAGAAAGUCAGGGAGGCCACGUCCAAUGACCCCUGGGGCCCGUCAUCUUCACUCAUGUCAGAGAUUGCUGACCUCACCUACAACGUGGUGGCCUUCAGCGAAAUCAUGAAUAUGAUCUGGAAACGUCUCAACGACCACGGCAAGAACUGGCGUCACGUUUACAAAGCACUGACCCUGCUUGACUACCUGAUCAAGACGGGCUCAGAGAGAGUGGCACUGCAAUGCAAGGAGAACAUCUUCGCUAUCCAGACCCUGAAGGACUUCCAGUAUAUUGAUCGAGACGGCAAAGACCAGGGCAUCAACGUCAGGGAGAAGAGCAAGCAGCUAGUGAUCUUACUCAAAGAUGAGGACCGCCUUAAAGGGGAGAGGUCUCAGGCUUUGAAGACCAAAGAGCGUAUGGCCCAGGUUUCCACGGGGAGCAGUCAGAUGGGGUUCGGUCGAGGCUCAUCUCAACCCAACCUUUCUACAUCCUACAGUGAAGAGUAUGGCAGAUCAGAGGGCUCGCCUGCCUCCUACCAUGGCUCCACAUCUCCCAAUGCGGGUUCAGAGCUGGAGCAGGCAAGACCUCAGACUAGCGGAGAAGAGGAACUACAGCUACAACUUGCCUUGGCCAUGAGCAGAGAAGCAGCAGAACAGGAGGAACGCCUACGUCGAGGAGAUGACCUGAGACUACAAAUGGCCUUGGAGGAAAGUAAGAAAGGAGGUCCAGAAUCUGGAAAACUGCCCAAGAAGAAGAACGAGCCACAGUCAUCUUUGAUGGAUCUGAUGGACGUUCCUGAGCCAAGUGCGAGUGCUGACGCCUGGGGGGCUGGAGCUGGAGCUGGAGCCGGAGCCGGGGCCGGGGCCGGAGCUGCUGCUGCCUCAGCAGACCCGUGGCAGCCUUAUGGUUCUGCCCCAAGGCCAGCAGUGCCAGUGGACCCGUGGGGAACUCCUCCUUCUGUUCCACCCAUGAAGAGCGGAGAUCCCUGGGCGGCCAACUCCACUCCUGCUCCAGACCCCUGGAGCUCUGCAGCUGCACGCCCCAAGACUUCCAAUGCAGGUAGCUUUGACCCAUUCAGUACAUCCAAUGGUACGUCCAAAGAAGACUUCUCAGAGUUUGACAGCCUGCGCUCUUCCUCCUCUGUCCGCACUGGUGAUGGGGGCAUAGCGUCCUCUGUGCCCUCCCAAGUCAGUCUGGCUAGCAGCAGCAGCCUGGACCUGUUCGACCCCCUCCCCACCUCCACGUCUAACUCCUCUAUCACCACAAACCCGACCAGAAAGACUCCCGAGUCCUUCCUGGGGCCCAACGCUGCCCUGGUCAACCUGGACUCUCUGGUGACGAGACCAGCUCAGCCGCCGCCCGCUGUUAACCCAUUCCUGGCCUCCACAGGUGGCUCUGCACCAGCUCCACAUGCCAACCCAUUCCAAGUGAGCCAGCCGGCGCCCCCCACCCUCAACCAGAUGCGCGUCAGCCCGAUGCCCUCCGGCUUCGUGGGCAUGGUGGACCCCCUGACUCAGCCCUCCAUGCCGGCCCAGGCCGUGGCCAUGGUCCCCCUGGCAGGGAUGGCCCCCCUGGGCCGCCCCAUGCCGGGGAUGGGGCUGGGCGCUGUGGGAGGAGUCGGGGUGAGUGCAGGGAUUCCAGCCUCCACGUCCAUACCCCAACCACUGAUGAGCAUGCCCCCCCAGAGCGGGGCGCAGCCUGCUGGAACCACCAACCCCUUCCUCUUGUGAAAGGCAGACCAGGGGACAAACUUGCCCGGAGAAAGCUGUUCUCUCCUUCAUUUUGGCUCCUUAAGAAGCUUCAACAUGAACGAGGAGAUGUCCCAUCCCAGUUAUCCAUUGAUAAAACACUCCUAGCCAGGUCCCGGCCUGGCUGCCUCCUUAAUUACUACACUUCCAUAUUCCUCUGUCCUGUCUUUUCUUCCUGUGCUACAAGCUGCCCGGUCCAGUGUGCUCCACGAUGAUCUGAAGAUGAGGGUGACGACCGCAAAGAGUUUGCAUCUGCCCACACACUCAAAAGUAGCAGUGGUCUUUAGUUCUAUUCCACCGAGGCAGGACAGGACCCAGUUGAACCCAUCUCCCUUCCUUCCCCCCUCGGGUUACUCCUCUCCUCUUCCACGGCCGGUGGCAGGAGAGUCUAACUGUACUAAUGCCAGGAUCUUAUCUCUUCACUAGGACUAAUCUUUUAUAAGCCCUGUCAGCUGGUGUGUGUGUCUCUGAGUGUGUGAGUGCACAUCUCAGUACUUUUACACUGUGUAUAUUCCAGUGAGUUCUACUUGGACACACUGGAGUAAUGUUGCGAGACGGACAGCCGUGUUUAUACUCUUUGUAUGUAUGCGUUACAGAGCAGGAAUUUUGCACAAUUUUUGCUUCUUCUUUUUUUUUUUUAUUUUUUUUUUUACUUUCUGUGACUGUUGGGUUCACCGUUACACCUUAGCUUAGGGAGGAAGUCUGACGAAACAACCGAGAUGAAACACAUGCUGCCUCGGCUGCAGUAUCACUCCGUCACAACGCCCCCCACCCCCCGCCACACACACACACACACACACACACACACACACACACACACACGAACUUUGGCUUCGACAGGUCGCAGACUGACCAAUGAACGCUUCUCAGAGGAGAUGAAACCCCUCUUUACAGUCUGAUGUUACGAAAAAAGAAGUUUUUCUUUGAUGUAUUUGUGCUUAUUGUGGAGGUGUACUGUUACUGCCCCGAUACUAACGGUCACAUGUUAACACAUUUUUCCACCCAGUCCCCCCAAACCCCCCCCGGAGAGGAUUUAUAGAGGAAAAGACAUGAACUGUGUCAGGAUCAGUAUUUUGCUAUUUGAACAAACAUGGAUGCAGGAAAGCAUUGUGGGACAAUUUUUCUUUCCUUAUACGUUUGUUUGUAGGGUCAAAGGGAUGUUGGAGGUUUUGUGUAUGUGUGCACAUGCAAGAGACAUGCACACAGCUUCCAAGUGUACUUUAAUUUGCAUUUAUUUUUUUACUUUUCAUCUUCUGUCUGUAGAAACUAAUUCAGAAUGUGCUCAUCGGUCACUGAAGUGCAGCUUUAAACAAGGGCCGUUUAGUUACCAGUCUUAAGUGUGUGUGUGUGUCUUGUGUGUGUAAAUGCGUGUGUGCAACAAUACAUCAAGGAGCAUCACUAUGGAGAUGACAUUACACAGGAAAAAUAAAGGUCUUUAGGGGCCGUGUCGGCCACUUAGCAUUGAGAAAUGAGUUUACCUGUAGGUGGAUUUGCUGUGGUAAUCUGUCCGCAAGAACAUUACCUAGUGCUCACACACACACACACACACACACACACACACACACACACACACACACUCAACUAGGGCUGUUCCACAAUCAGUCUGUUGAUAGUGCAGGGAAUCUCACAACAAACAGCAGCAACUCAUGUCCGGUUUUUCUUUUCUCUUAGCUGUAAAUCCGUAGUCACGCCUGCGUAUGUAUGUUCCAGCUGUGCACAAGCAAAGCCUUGUGUCGUCUCGCUUUCGUCCACUUUUCUGUCAUUCCUUUUUGUUUUUGUUCACCCUAUGGGUAGGCGAUGUAAUUCUCUUCUCUUAGAAGCACAACUGUUACCAAAGUCAUAGCGACUGAUUUCAGAGGACGCCGUACAUUUAAACUUUUAAACGACAUUUAAACAACAGAUUCACACUUCACUGACACUUUUCUUCUUACGUUUAUUGAAACAGGAUAUGACACUUAAAACCUUUUAUAAGUCUGAACUAAUUUACAUGUAGAGUUUGUUUAAAAAGGAAAACCUUGCUGUCGGCUGAUUGUCACUGCGUCUACAGAAAGCUGAGUGUCUCCGUCUCUGCUGGUUGAGACAACAACAAUUCAACCUGUUGUGCAGACUCUUUGUAAGCCAGUCCCACAUCUUCAAUCCUGUCACUUUAACUGCCAAUUUCAUACUUUUCUUUUCUUCAUGGUGUGGGUUGGCGCCCCCUUGUGGUUUGCUGUGCUUUUUUCCCCCCCCUCUCCACCUGCAGACCUUCAUUCUUCUCAGGCAAACAGGAGGGACAGCUCACAGUGUGUUGAUGAUUUUGGUAAUGCUAGAGGAGGCAGUGAUUGUUUUUAUACACGGAGUCCUUAAAGAAGGGAUGCAACACUCGCCUACCGAUCAGCUAACAUUUUUAACCUUUACUAAAUAUAUGCAACGAUUGGAGUAAGAGGUAAAAAAAACAAAAUAACCUGGCGCUUGAUGUGUUUUGCGAAGGUAAAUUUGCUAAUAAAGUACUGUUUUAUUGAACUGCUACUUUGAUGAUCUUAAAAUAUGUCACUUUCUCGCUCACCUCCAAUUCUACUAUAGCAAAUGUGGAGACGUUGAUUUAUGCCGUGAUUGAAAAAGGAGGUAAAAGAAAAUGAUAAACUCUACCGUCUUGAACAAUUUAUCUGAUGACACUGCAGCUGAGUGCUUUUUCUUGGUCGUUUGCUGCAGUUUCAUAAGUUGGAUUCAGUGAAAACGUGGCCUCAGUGCAACAAGCUCCUCGUGUGUCAUAUAUUCAUGCUUUUAUAAAAAGGACUAACUGACUUCAUGGACUGUCUGUGUUUAUAUGCAUACACUGACUCCUGUAUUCAUGUGUCUGUCUAGUUAUCCUUCUCAUCGUACUGGGAGCAGGCUGCUUUUUUUUUCUUUUUUAUUGGAUUCGUGCUCAACCGUUGGCAUUAUAACUGUAUAAUAUAAUUUAUCAUUUGUACUAUUGUAACAUACUGUUCUGUAUACCUUAUUCUGUGUAAUGGGUUUUUGUAGGAAAAGUCAUCGUGGUAUUUUAACGGCAUCUAAACAAGCGAACGCAGCGGGCGGCACCCUGACGGACGGGACAACUGUAGCUGCAUUGGUUCAAAAAUAAAAUGUUUCACUUCA
Cololabis saira (Pacific saury) is the source of this 5395-nucleotide messenger RNA. RefSeq names its product epsin 2 (gene epn2). Gene Ontology annotation, molecular function: phospholipid binding; clathrin binding. Gene Ontology annotation, cellular component: plasma membrane; clathrin vesicle coat; endosome. The transcript has 10 exons. Gene Ontology annotation, biological process: endocytosis. Lineage: Eukaryota; Metazoa; Chordata; Actinopteri; Beloniformes; Belonidae. Bases 491 to 2260 code for a protein of 589 amino acids. The record is from RefSeq and is a predicted model, not a curated record.